Messenger RNA from Bursaphelenchus okinawaensis, 359 nucleotides. Lineage: Eukaryota; Metazoa; Nematoda; Chromadorea; Rhabditida; Aphelenchoididae. The record is from the annotation of a GenBank genome assembly.
AUGAGAUUCUUUAUCAUCCUUCUUUUGGCUCUUUUGGCUGUCACUGCUCUUGGUAAGUCGAAGUUACAAGUUUAAAGUUAUAAUUAUAGUUUUCAAUUCAAUUUCCGUAUUUCAAAGUAAAAAAAAUUUUUUUUAAAUCUGUAGGAGCAGCCCACCACGGUAAGAAGCCAGCUCACAAAAAGCCAGCCCACCACCCACCAGCCCACAAAGCUCCAGCCCACCACACUUCAGCCCACAAAGCUCCAGCCCACAAAGCCCCAGCCGAAGCCGGUACUAAAGCUCCAUCUGGAACUGGUGCCACUUCAGCUGCCAAGACUACUGGUGCUGCUGCGGCCGCUACUACCGCCAAGGCUGCUUAA